AUGGAUGAGGAGGUUCAGGAAAAGCAGCUUUUGGCCGAGGAAGAAGAUGGAAUGGAGCAGCUUGAAGCCGAGGAGGGACUUGAAGCCGCGCAACUUGAACCUGAUGGAGCUAAACAUAUGGAGCUGGAACCUGACGGAAUUAAAGAGCUUGCAGCUGAGAAGGAGCUUGUUUCCAAGGAUUCUGUAGCUGCGCCAAUGGAACUGAUUACUCAUUCUGGAGUUAAUCUUGAGCCAAGAUGGAGAAGACAUGAUCCUAAACCUCCCUGGUUUUUGAUCCAAGCUCAAGAGAUCAGCAAAUGGGCAUGUGUCUCAUUUGUACUCUUUUUCCCUUGUCAAGUUUUGUCCCAAUGGGUUUUCUUGACAAGGUUUUUAAUGAGGCAAAUGGGUCACAUACAAAUCACCCAUUUAGCUGAUCAAGACCAAGGCCCAUCAAUAAAGAAGGCUAAAAACGUGGCCAUGAAGAUCAAGGGUCAUAUUUGUGUUCAAACUUUGUUUUAA
Molecule: messenger RNA, 498 nt
Organism: Microthlaspi erraticum
Lineage: Eukaryota; Viridiplantae; Streptophyta; Magnoliopsida; Brassicales; Brassicaceae
Source: the annotation of a GenBank genome assembly